GGCCCCGAGGGGCAGCCUUAAUCCCAAGAGUCCCCGAGCUGCAGGAAAGGCUGUGCGGGCGUCGUUGGUUCUCUUCCUUUGCACCGAACCCGAGUGGUGCUAACUCUUGCUCUCUGUCCCCGAGUGCCCAGUGCGGGGCUCCCGCGUCAGCCUUCCCUUGAGGCUAGCUGGUGGCAUCUGUGAGGGGCGCGCCCCUCCACGGCCCUGAGGACCCCGAGUCUCCAUGGGCCCGACCCCGAAGGCCAAUGUGUGCCGCAGGCUGAGUCGCCGGGCUCUAGGCUUCUUCGCACGCGACGCGGGCGUGGUGCAGAGGACGAACCUGGGCAUCCUGCGGGCGCUGGUGUGCCAGGAGAGUACUAAAUUUAAGAAUGUUUGGACAACUCAUUCCAAGUCACCUAUAGCCUAUGAGAGAGGAAGAAUAUAUUUUGACAAUUACCGGUGCUGUGUAAGCAGUGUUGCAUCAGAGCCAAGAAAACUUUAUGAAAUGCCAAAAUGUUCCAAAUCAGAAAAAAUUGAGGAUGCUUUAUUAUGGGAAUGCCCAGUGGGGGAAAUACUUCCCAACCCAUCAGAUUAUAAGUCCUCACUCAUAGCACUGACUGCGCAUAAUUGGCUGCUUCGUAUAUCAGCAACUACAGGGGAAAUCCUGGAGAAAAUAUACCUUGCUUCCUAUUGCAAGUUCAGGUACUUGAGCUGGGACACUCCUCAAGAGGUCAUUGCAGUCAAGUCAGCUCAGAACAAAGGCUCAGCAGUGGCCCGACAGGUGGGCACCCAGCAGCCUGUUUUGUUGUACCUUGCAGUAUUCCGGGUUCUCCCCUUUUCACUUGUAGGGAUUCUAGAGAUCAACAAAAAAGUUUUUGCGAAUGUCACAGAUGCUACCUUGUCACAUGGAAUAUUGAUUGUGAUGUACAGCUCAGGACUGGUCAGACUGUAUAGCUUCCAAGCCAUCAUCGAACAGUUCAUGCAGCAGAAACUUGACUUAGGGUGUGCAUGCAGUCAGGGCGGGACUACUGGGACUGUAGGAGAGGCUCCUUUUGGCAUUCCUUGUAAUGUUAAAAUCACAGACUCACCAUGUCCACUCUUUGAAGUCUCAUCCCUGGAGAAUGCAUUUCAGAUUGGAGGCCAUCCUUGGCACUACAUCAUCACACCUAAUAAGAAGAAACAGAAAGGAGUCUUCCAUAUUUGUGCCCUAAAAGAUAAUUCCUUGGCAAAAAAUGGGAUCCAAGAAAUGGAGUGUUGUUCACUAGAAUCUGACUGGAUCUAUUUCCACCCUGAUGCUUCUGGAAGAAUUAUACAUGUUGGCCCAAAUCAAGUCAAAGUCUUGAAGCUAAGUGAGGUAGAAAAUAAUAGUUCUCAGCAUCAGAUCUCUGAAGAUUUUGUCAUUUGGGCCAAUAGAGAAGACAGAAAUGAAAACUUAAUCACUGUUACAGCUUCUGGACGAGUGGUGAAAAGAAAUGUCAACCUUCUGGAUGAUGACCCAGAACAAGAGACUUUCAAAAUUGUGGACUAUGAAGAUGAGUUGGACUUGCUCUCUGUAGUAGCUGUCACUCAAAUAGAUGCCGAAGGAAAAGCUCACCUGGAUUUCCACUGUAAUGAGUACGGGACCCUACUCAAGAGUAUCCCACUAGUGGAGUCAUGGGAUGUGACAUAUAGCCAUGAAGUCUACUUUGACAGAGAUUUGGUGCUACACAUCGAACAGAAACCCAACCGGGUCUUCAGCUGCUAUGUUUACCAGAUGGUCUGUGACCCUGGAGAAGAAGAAGACAUUGUCAAUAGAAGUGAUUAAGACAGUGAGAUUAUCGUAACUUGAGAAUUUGGUGAAACACCCUAUCUAUGGGCUGUGUCCAGUUCUCCUUUUCAUCUGCAUGGAACAUGCUGCAGUACUUUCCAGAACAGGUCUUGUGCUAGCUUCAAAGGACUGGCUUAAGCUCUUGCCACAGAAGGCAGUGAGGACUCUGUUUUAUGUAAAUGCUCUCUAGAAUGCUGUCCUAAGAGGCGCAGCAUUUUAAAACUUGUAGACAAGGUGCUAAUGUGAAUGUAAAAUGCUAGGGAACAGGAGAUGGUUAAAUUUAGGUGUCAAGGAGACAUCAUUGAUCCAGGGAUAAUUAACAUGAUUCUUUAAAACUACUAUAAUGUUUUAGUUGGCAAGGCUAGGAGAAAGAAGCAGAAAUAAAAACAUUAAACAUAAAAGCCAGGUGUGGUAGCACACACCUAUAAUCCCAGUACAUGGCAUGUAGAGCAAAAAGAUCAGGCGUUCAAAGCCAGUACUGGCUAUAUAGCAAAUUCAAGUCCAGGUUCGUCUACAUGAGACCUGUUCUCAAAAUGACAAUGAAAAGAUAAAUAAAUCCUAUAUACUCUAUACCAAACUUUGCUUAAGGAUUAGAAAUUUAUAAUGUAAAAUCAUACUUUUGAGCCAAAAAUCAUCACAGCUUCUUGGUAAGAAA
Cricetulus griseus (Chinese hamster) is the source of this 2441-nucleotide messenger RNA. NCBI's taxonomy places the organism in Eukaryota, Metazoa, Chordata, Mammalia, Rodentia, Cricetidae. The record is from RefSeq and is a predicted model, not a curated record.